AUGAAUCCCUUUCUACUUUUGGGGGUAUCGAUGUUGGCUACCACAGUCAGUCUCUAUCUUGUCCCAUUUUGUAAGACUGCAGUGUUACUGAUUGUCAUGACAUCCGUCUUCGGUGCUUCCAUGGGUAUUCUGGAUACAGGUGGUAACGUCUUAAUCUUGGCUAUUUGGGGGGACAGAGGAGCCCCGCAUAUGCAGGCCUUACACUUCAGUUUUGCCUUGGGUGCCUUUCUGGCCCCACUGCUGGCUAAGCUGGCAUUGGGCCCGCCAGCGUCUGCCGAAAACCACACCCAGGCCGCCGGGAACCGCUCUGCCCUUCGCCUGUCACCUGAAGCCGACUCAGAGCCUCUGUUUGGAGUACCGGACAAUAUGAGUUUACUGUGGGCUUAUGCUGUUAUCGCUACUUACAUAUUUGUAGUGUCUAUCUUCCUUUUUGCUCUGCUUUUCACAAAGAGAUCACAGCAGGAAAAAGCAAAGACCUCCGCUCAGAGGUCUCGAAGAGCUAAAUAUCACAACGCACUUCUCUGUCUCCUCUUCCUGUUUUUCUUUUUUUAUGUUGGAGCCGAAGUGACGUAUGGCUCUUACAUUUUCUCAUUUGCAACCACGCAUGCUGGCAUGACGGAGGGCGAAGCGGCCGGGCUGAACUCCAUCUUCUGGGGGACCUUUGCCACCUGCAGGGGCCUGGCCAUCUUCUUUGCUACGUGUUUACAGCCUGGAACCAUGAUUGUGUUGAGCAACAUCGGCAGCCUGCUGUCCUCUCUGCUCCUGGUGCUUUUCAACAAGAGCCCCAUUUGUCUGUGGAUCGCGACAUCCGUGUACGGGGCCUCCAUGGCAACCACGUUCCCCAGCGGCAUCUCGUGGAUUGAGCAGUACACGACCAUCCGCGGGAAAGCCGCGGCGUUUUUUGUCGUGGGUGCUGCCCUGGGAGAAAUGGCUAUUCCUGGGGUCAUUGGGAUUCUUCAAGGCAGAUACCCUGACCUGCCUGUCGUUAUGUAUACCUCUCUGGGGUCAGCAGUAGCCACGGCCGUUUUAUUUCCUGUGAUGUAUAAAUUGGCCACCUCACCCCUCAGUCGUCAGCAGAAAGAACACAGGAAAAGCGAGGACCAGAAAUCGUUGCUCUCCAGCUCUGGGCUAAAUGACCAGGAGGAGGAGGAUGAAGAAGAUGAUGCAGAGAGAUGGAAUGCAAUGGAUUUUGAAGUGAUUGAAAUGGAUGACGCCAUGAGGAUUUCUGUAGAAGAGACGGCUAGAAAUGCUGUGGUGGAGUCCACCGCCGAAGUCUCCAGCCAGUUCCACUCCGAUGCGUUAGUGUGCGAGUUCUCUCCAGUGACUGCCGGCAAGUCCCCUGGGAAUCGCCCUGCAAGAAGCCAGGACAAGAGGGACUAA
This is a messenger RNA of Pipistrellus nathusii (Nathusius's pipistrelle), 1380 nucleotides long. Lineage: Eukaryota; Metazoa; Chordata; Mammalia; Chiroptera; Vespertilionidae. The record is from the annotation of a GenBank genome assembly.